AACGUCAAAUGGCGAGAACACAACAAUCCAAGAGGGAAGGGACUCAAAGAGCAAAGGGGGGAAAUGUCUAUUUAUUACUUCAUACCUACCUACCUACCUACCUAGUAUCUACCAUCAACCGACCUACCUAUCCACCACCCACCGACCUUGGACCUUGGUAUAGUUGUAACCUACAAAGGUAAUAAAUCACUUUAAUCACUUCUUCCUCUUCCUCUUCUUUCUUUUCUCCUUCUUCUUUCUUUUUCCAUCUUCACUUCUCCAUUUCUCCAUCAUACCUACCCUACCUACCCUACCUCGCCUACCUCGCCUACCUUCACUCACUUCACUGGUCCCUCCUACCAUAUGAAGGACCCAAUUAUUUCAAUAUUUCCAAUCCAUUUCAAAGCCAAAAAAAAAAGACCCAAAAGACCCAAAAGAGAGAGCAGCUCGGGAUACCCAAUUAAUCAAUUAAUUCGAUCCAAUCCCAUCCCAUCUUUUCAUGUCCGCAAGAUCCGCCUUGCUUGCUUGCUUGCAUAUUCGGGUGAAAUCAUCCUUUCUUUAUUAGUCGUUAUCUCAUUACAGUAACGCUUGAACCAUGGCACAAUGGCAAUUGCUCCAUCCAUUAUUUUCUUUACGUCCGCAUACCUUUUCCUUACAUGUCCCUAUGCAAGAAUAACAGGAAGAGGAAAGAAGAAAUAUCCUUUUUUUCCCCCAAUGGUAUGCUAUUAUUCAGCAGACUGGGUACUUCAUGCAAUUUAUGCAUAAUAGAAUUCCAUCGAGUCACUAGAAGAAAACGAUCGACCUCUCGCACGCUCUCUUAAUUACUUUCUUACAUCCAUACAUCCAUACAUACAUCCAUACAUUGUCAGACCUCCCAAGACCUCAAUAUCUGCAUCUCUUGCGCUGCCAAGCGGAACAUUUCUUGUCAAUUGCUACUACCUUGCCUUACCCUUUUCCUAUUGACUCUUCUUGUUCAGCCCAGUUUUUCCUUAUAUCCGAGGGCGUCAACGUCAAGACUAUUCAAUCAGAAUAAGAGGGGUCAAUUGCCCGAGCACUACCUUCCUUACCAAUACCUCAUUCGGCCAGUCCGAUUUGUGAUUCCAUUAAUCGUAGCAGAAUAAUAGAAAGUUACAAUUGAUUCAUCAUUUCCUUUCUCUCAUUGAGAUUGCGACUCAAGAAGUCUUUUUCAAUUUUCUUACUUAUAAUCUUUCAAAGAUGUCAGGCACAUCAACCGACAAACAGCCGCAAUCGCAACCCGCAGCUCAAACUCAAUCAAGUCAAGAAACUCCUCUCAGUCCGAAUCAAUCAUCGCCCGACCUUGAGCCAGCAGAGGAUUGGCCUGCGCCUUCAUCGCAACCACGUCCGGCGCCCUUGCAAAAGAGGAGACGAGUUACAAGGGCUUGUGAUGAAUGUAGGAGGAAGAAAAUAAAGUGUGAUGGAAAGCAGCCUUGUACUCAUUGCACUGUAUAUAGUUAUGAUUGUACAUAUGAUCAGCCCUCAAAUAGAAGAAGGAACCCAGCGCCGCAGUAUGUCGAAUCGUUGGAGCUUCGUCUACAACGAGCAGAGAGCAUUAUAAAAGCUUAUCUCCCAAACAUAAAUCUGAACGAUCCAAACAUAGAUGCUGCAUCAUUACUACACCGACAGGUUGCGCCAACGACCCCUUCGACCACGAGCUCCAUGCGAAGCGCGACCCCACAACCGCCACAGCUAUCAGAAGAAGAUGCGCAGUUGCGAUCAAUGAUAGAAUCUACAGGGCAACUCGAUCUUGACGAACGUGGAAACUGGGACUUUCAUGGUGGUUCCUCGGGAACUGUCUUCAUUAAACGUUUACGUGAACAAUUUGGUAGUUUACUCGGAUCUCCCAACUUGCUUCCCAAACCACCACGUGCGCAAAUGCCGCCCACUUUCGAAUCCCCAAGAUCAUCUACUGAUUCCCCUUAUGAUUCUGGUCUUCCCAACACAAUGGAUCUACCCCCACGAGAAGUGGCCAUGUCUUUAUGUGAAGAUUCAUUGCAUUGCGCUUGUUGUCUCUUACGUUUCGUUCAUGAACCCAGUUUUUAUGAAAUGUUGAAUAGGAUAUACGAUCUACCACCUGACAGUUUUGGUGAUGAGGAGCAUAAAUUCCUGCCGUUACUAUAUAUGGCUUUAGCUUUGGGUUGCAUGUUCUCGUCACAGCCCUCUAAUUCCACGGACCCGAAUGGAAAGAAGUAUAAAAGUAGUAUGGAUCAAGGAUUCAAAUUUUACAAGGCCGCUCGGCAAAUGAUGGAUCUCACUGAUUGUCGCGACAUGACGUCUUUGCAAACAAUUAUAUUCAUGAUCCUGUUCUUACAAGCAACAUCAAACUUGAGCAUAUGCUAUUCUUACAUAGGUCUUGCCCUGAGAUCUGCGUUGCGCAUAGGCUUACACCGUAGUCUCAGUGGCAACUUCAAUCCUAUUGAGCGGGAAACUAGAAAGCGAGUAUUCUGGAUAAUACGAAAGCUUGACACCUAUGUUUCUGCUAUUCUAGGAUUUCCUAUAAUGUUAAGUAGCGAUGACAUUGACCAAGAUAUGCCAAUUGAGGUAGAUGAUGAAUACAUAACUAAGGACGCGAUACUUCCUAUGCCCCCUGGCAAGAUGUCAUUGUAUGUGGCUGCAAAUGCUCACACUCGACUUAUGGGUAUUACAUCGAAGGUUAUUAAGCACAUCUAUCCGAUAAAGGGUCUAGAACAAUCUAUCUCAGGAAACAGCAAAGCAUCAUAUACCAUUAGUCACUCAAAAAUUCGAGAAAUUGAAAAGGAUUUAGCAGAUUGGCUGGACAUGUUACCUAUGGGACUACGUCCUGGAGGUGACGGUCCACCCGAAUUAACACGUAUACAACAACUUCUACGACUAGCAUACGCGCACGUUCAAAUGAUGCUAUAUCGACCCUUUCUUCAUUAUGUCUCUGGAAAAAGCUGUGCUGGGAAAACCAUUGAUGAGCGAUCAUAUGCAUGUGCAGCUGCUGGUGUCAGUGUAGCCCGCAAUAUCAUUCAUAUUACUGCAGAGAUGAAGAAGCAAGGUCUGUUGGUAGGGGCAUAUUGGUUUACCAUGUACACAACCUUCUUUUCUGUCAUAUCCUUGGUAUACUACGUUCUUGAGAAUCCCGAUAAGAGUGGAGCCGCAGAGAUUUUGGCAGACGCAAAUGAUGGAAAGGAUGCUCUGAUUGGUCUUGCUCAGAGAAGUAUGGCUGCCGAUAGAUGUUCUGAAACUCUCAAGCCACUGUUUGAACAACUACCAGAGAAGUUAAAGAAUCGUUCCGUUUCGGCUUCAUCGAAGAAGAAGAGAUCAGCACCGUCGUCCACUCAACCGACGCACCACAGUAGUCCCGAGAUUCCAAGACCAAAUUCUAGUCAUUUCACUCCAAUACCUCGCGCGACGACAUUCCCUCAGACCCCUACCUCGCUCCAAACCAGUGGCCUUCCAAUGCAAAAUCUAAGCAACCGCUUCCACAUGAACACAGCAUCCAAUCCAAAUCUUCGACAAGGGUUUCAAGAUCUCGUAUCACCGAGUGAUUUGUCCACUGCUGGCACUCCUGAAAGCACAGCUUCGACUAGUCAUAGUAUUCCACAAUAUGGUGUACAAAACCAAUUCAAUGCCAAUAACAGUAUACCAUAUCUUACAGGAUUGAUGUUCCCAUCUACAGAUCCUUUUGCAUAUCCAAAUCAACCGAUGAUGGAAUUCGAUGCGCAAAUUAUGAAGCAGGAAAAUGAUAUAGAUAAUACCAGAGCGCAGCAAAUGUAUAUGGGGGGUGGCGGAGCAGGGACUGGAAAUGGAAUGUUUGAUGAUUUGGAGGGACAACUUUUCGGUCCGUUACCACCUUAUAUGAUGCAGGCUCAGCACGGUUUCGAUAUGUCUGGGGCAGUACCUGGAGGUGGAAACGGAGGAGUUGGUGGAGGGGGCAUGGGUGGGAUGAUGCACGGGACAAACGCAACUACGAACACCAGUGGAGCAGGGGGUACAGGAUUCAAUCCUCAGAAUAUGGUGUAUAGUACUGGGAUGAAUUUGGACGGAAUUUUUGAUAAUGUAGGGGGUGAUGCACAAGGAACAGGGAGUGAGUGGGGUGGAAUGGGGGGCCAAGGGUUUAGGUGAGAGAGGGGUUUGGAUGGAACUCAUCGAAUGAGGACAUCGUUACAUUCUACCAAGUUGAUUGAAAUCAACAGACUGCUUCAUCUUCAGCGAAGAGUUUCAGUAUUGCACGGCAUGGAUCGGCACAGACGAAUUAAACGCGGAAUGGGACUAUGUGGAGGCCAACUUUUCUUUGAAAGAAAAGGGUAGGAAAGGGAGAGUGAUCAUGAUACGAUCCAAGGUUUCUUACUUUCUCUUUCGCAUGGUCGAAAUUUAUCAAGUGAUGGUAUAUGUAUGGUUUCAAAAAUCCGAAUUGGUAAUGUGUAAAUGAUGCAUUGUAUUAUACCUUGGGCGUCUGAUUUUGAUGGUGGUGGGAGAUAGGGUAGGAUAGGGGGGAGGGAUCAACAUACGGGAUGGCAUGACAUGGAAUGGCAUGGAAUAAGAUAGGAUCAGCGUUAUGGUUAUGGUUAUGGACAUGGUUCAUGGAUAGAUAUUUUGGGUGUUUUACAGAGGAUAUGGAGUUUGAUUUUGUGAUUGAUUUUUGAUUUUGAAGUUAUUAGGUGGGAAUGAUGUGAAUUGGAAGGUUUAGAAUUGUAUGGAAUCUGUACAGCAUCAAAAUGGUGUAUAUGGAAUUUUUGUCAGAUGAUGUUUACUUUGCUCUCCUUCCCUUCCCUCUCUUCCCUCUUCCCUCUUCCCUUCGUUUUUUAAAUAUCUUUUCUUUCCCCUUUUGAUCUUUCUUGUCUUUUACUUUCACUUUCCUUUUCUUUUCAUUCUCUACAUUCGAAUCCAAAUCUAAUUCCAAUUCCAAUCCAAUUCCACGCUUAACUUUAAAAUGAAAUCAACAUUUUCCUCUUCCUGUUUCCUGUUGCUUCUCUUCCCUCAUAUACUUCAAAUGAUUCAAAUUCCCACCCUCGAAUGAUUUGGAUUUGGAUUUGGAUUGGAUUCGGAUUGGAUUGGAUUCGGAUUGGAUUGGAUUCGGAUUGGAUUGGAUUGGAUUCGGAUUGGAUU
This is a messenger RNA of Botrytis byssoidea, 5070 nucleotides long. RefSeq lists its product as uncharacterized. Gene Ontology annotation, cellular component: nucleus. The coding region runs from base 1195 to 4086 and encodes 963 amino acids. Gene Ontology annotation, molecular function: DNA-binding transcription factor activity, RNA polymerase II-specific; zinc ion binding; sequence-specific DNA binding. NCBI's taxonomy places the organism in Eukaryota, Fungi, Ascomycota, Leotiomycetes, Helotiales, Sclerotiniaceae. The transcript has 5 exons. Gene Ontology annotation, biological process: DNA-templated transcription; positive regulation of transcription by RNA polymerase II. The record is from RefSeq and is a predicted model, not a curated record.